AUGGCACACUAUCCCACGCGCAAAAUUGGCGACACGCCCGUUUCCGCCAUCGGCCUUGGCUGCAUGGGUAUGAGCGUUUCCUACACAUCCUUUGGCGGCAUCAACGACGAGGAAUCGCUGAAGGUGCUCACCCGGGCCGCCGAUCUCGGUGUCAACUUCUGGGACACGAGCGACGUCUAUGGCUUCGGCAAGAACGAGCAGCUGCUGGGCCGCUGGUUCCGUGAGACCGGCCGACGGAACGAGAUUUUCUUGGCCUCCAAGUUUGGCAUCCUGCAUGACGCCACCGGAAAGCCGUCUACUCGAGGCGAUAAGGCCUGGGUUCGCCAAGCCUGCCUCGCUAGCCUCGAGCGUCUUGGCGUUGACCACGUCGACCUCUACUACCAGCACCGCGUGGACCCGGCCGUGCCCAUCGAGGAGACGGUGCAGGCCAUGGUGGAGCUGAAGAACGAGGGCAAGAUACGUUAUCUCGGGCUCUCCGAGUGUUCCGCCGCAACUCUGCGAAGGGCGUGCGCUGUCCACCCUAUCGCCGCCGCCCAGAUGGAAUUCUCACCUUUUGCACUCGAGAUCGAAUCGGAACAGACCAAAUUCCUGCAAACCGCGCGCGAACUGGGCGUCAAGAUCGUCGUCUACUCUCCGCUGGGACGUGGAUUCUUGACCGGUGGCAUCAAGAGCCGAGCUGACCUCGACGCCGGUGACAACCGCCAUAACCAUCCGCGGUUCUCAGAGCAGAAUUUCAACGCCAACUUCGUACUCGUGGACAAGCUCUCUGCGAUUGCCGAGAAGAAGGGAUGCACACCUGCACAGCUGGUUCUGGCCUGGGUUCUGGCUCAAGGUGACGACUUCAUUCCAAUCCCCGGCACAAAGAAGCUCAAAUACCUUGAGCAGAAUGCCAAGGCCGUCGAUGUGACGCUCACAAAGGAGGAAGAAGCCGAGGUUCGCAAGACCAUCGACAGUGUAGGCGGUUCCAAAGGCGACCGAUACCCGGCGAUUAUGAUGGAGACGCUUUUUGGUAACUCGCCCGAGCUGAAAUAA
Messenger RNA from Grosmannia clavigera kw1407, 1032 nucleotides. Its product is annotated as aldo-keto reductase. The record is from RefSeq and is a predicted model, not a curated record. Gene Ontology annotation, cellular component: cytoplasm. The transcript is spliced from 2 exons. NCBI's taxonomy places the organism in Eukaryota, Fungi, Ascomycota, Sordariomycetes, Ophiostomatales, Ophiostomataceae. The coding region runs from base 1 to 1032 and encodes 343 amino acids.